This is a messenger RNA of Mycena indigotica, 1203 nucleotides long. RefSeq names its product Transcription regulator. The record is from RefSeq and is a predicted model, not a curated record. The transcript has 5 exons. Gene Ontology annotation, cellular component: endoplasmic reticulum; plasma membrane; Golgi apparatus. Bases 19 to 1203 code for a protein of 394 amino acids. Lineage: Eukaryota; Fungi; Basidiomycota; Agaricomycetes; Agaricales; Mycenaceae.
UUCCUUUACGCCGUCAUUAUGGGACUCUUUAACCGCAAAUCCAGUGACGACGAGAACAAGAAGGAGAAGGGUGGUUGGCGGAGACCGGCCAAUACGGCCUUCAAACAGCAGCGAUUGAAAGCAUGGCAGCCGAUCCUCACCCCGAAAACCGUCCUCCCCACCCUAUUUAUUGUCGGAAUUCUCUUUGCGCCAAUUGGCGGUCUCCUCAUAUGGGGUUCCUCCCUCGUCUCCGAGAUGACCUUUGACUACACUGACUGCGAACGGCUCACUCCCUCUGAAUCCAAUUCAACGCUUUCAUUUUCCACAAUGCCGUCGAAUCGAUUCAACUAUAACCUCCGUUCUGCAGACUCAAAGAAGUCAGUUGCUGCGCCAACUUAUGCGUUUCUCGAUAACACAAGUAACGACACUGUUACCGACCUAUCCGCCAAGAAGCAGUGCAUCAUCGAAUUCAAUGUACCUGCAACCAUCGAACCCUCCAUAUUCUUCUACUACAAACUCACGAAUUUCUACCAAAACCAUCGUCGCUAUGUCAAGAGCUUGAACUCGGACCAGCUCAAGGGCAAACAUGUUACCGCCAGCUCUUUGGAGAGCGGCGAUUGCAAACCCCUUGCGAGUCGAGAUGGGACGGCCAUCUAUCCCUGUGGUCUUAUUGCCAACUCGAUGUUCAAUGGUGUGUUGCCUUCCCCGCAUCCGAAUAAUGAUGCUCCAAGUUAUCCUUUCCACGCCAAUGGGAUUGCUUGGCCCGGAGAAGCCAAGAAAUAUACGGAAGACCCCGUCAAGGCAGGAGUUUACAAAUCCUAUGAUGAGCUCGUCCCUCCUCCUAACUGGGUGUUACGUUACGGGACCACUUACAACGAGUCCAAUUUCCCAAACCUCAAGACGGACGAACGAUUCCAGAACUGGAUGCGAACUGCGGGUCUCCCGACAUUCACCAAGCUGUAUGGCCGAAAUGACAAAGACAAAAUGACCUCAGGCACUUAUCGAAUCAUAAUCGGUCUUAAUUUCCCUGUCACACCCUACAAGGGCACCAAGUCCAUCGUCAUUUCUACGGUGUCGUGGAUAGGCGGGAAGAAUGCUUUCUUGGGGUGGGCGUACGUCGCAGCAGCGUCCCUCUUCGUUCUGCUUGCCAUCGCAGGCACUGCCCGCCAUCUCAUCAAGCCGAGGCGUCUUGGAGACAUGUCGCUACUUUCGUGGAAUCGGUGA